GAAGCACGAGUACUCCAUUCUUGCCAGAGUACCGGUACGUACUGGUAUGUACCCAACAAAUUUUGCAAACAAAAAAAAACGGGUAUGUUGGUGGAUAUGUGGAGUACGUUAAUGGGUAUAGAAAAGGGAAAAUUUUUUGCCAAAACCAGUGAAGGAUAGGUUUUAUUUUGGGCCUAAAAUCAACCUGACUUUCUCCCAAUUUUUGCAGUUUACCCUCCACUUUCAGCCUCCAAACCGUGCUUCCCAACUUCUGCAAAACUCCUCCCGUCCUCCAUCAAUCUUCCAACCUCAAGCACCUCUGUCAUCCUCAACCUGCAGCAACUAUUCAAUCUAGCGUCCAGCGUACAGCAGCCAACGCAUCCAGUAGCUGCAGCUGCAGCGGCCAACGUUCGGCGUCUAGCACCCAGCAACGGCGGCGACAUCCAGGGCAGCGUCCAGCAGCGGCGGCGGCUUCCAGCAGCGGCGGCAGCGUCCAGCGUUCGACAUCCAGCGUCCAGUAGCAGUAGCGGUGUCCAGCGUCCAAACCCCUUCCAACCUGCACACACCACUCCAUUCAGCCUCCACUCCAACCUACGCAAAACUCCAUCCAGCCUUCCAACCUCCCACACAUCACUUCCAUCCUCAGCUGUGAUUCAUCUUUGCUCUCUAUCUCUACUCUCCAUCUCUGCUCUAAGUUUUCUUGUGGCUCCCUUAUUUUCAUAUUCAAGUAUUAAGACAAGGGAAGAUCCAGAACGUACUUGUUCUUAUCCUGUGGCAUAUUGAUACUUCUUUUGGAACUUUACCAAAUAAAGUACGAUGUAUAGUUUUAAAUUACAUUCUGCAACUGCAAGAUUGCAGUUUGUAAGGUCUUCACAACCAAAUUGUGCCAGCAAUUGCAGACCUACAAUAUUAGGGUUUGGAAGGUCUUCACAACCACAGAGUGCCCGCAAUUGCUUCCCUAUAUGCGUGCAAUUUUCCACAAAUUCAACAAUUGCAACACAAUUGCAACCACAACCAGAACCAAAAUUUAAAGCAACGGUCUAUGAUGUUUUUGUUAGCUUUAGAGGCAAGGACAUACGUCAAGGUUUUCUUAGCCAUUUGAUUGAGGCUUUUCCUAGAAAGCAAUUACAUGCCUUUGUAGAUGAUAAGCUUGAAAGAGGAGAUGAAAUAUCAUCAUCACUUCUUGGAGCAAUUGAAAGAUCAUCCAUUUCUCUAAUCAUAUUUUCAAAGGACUAUGCUUCUUCGAGGUGGUGUUUGGAAGAACUUGAAAAAAUUGUUGAGUGUAAAGAGAAAUAUGGACAAGUUGUAAUACCUGUCUUUUACAAUGUAGAUCCCACAAAUGUGAGACAUCAAACAGGGAGUUAUGAAAAUGCACUUGUUGAACAGGAAAAAUAUUAUAAUUCAACCAAGGUGAAUAUUUGGAGAAGUGCUUUGAACAAAUCUGCUAACUUAUCAGGAAUUAAUUCAUCAGCUUUUCGGAAUGAUGCCGAGCUACUUCAAGAAAUUGUCAAAACCAUUGAUCUUCAACUGAUAAGGAUGGGUAAGCACCCAGUGCACUCCAAAGGACUUAUAGGAAUUGACAAAACUAUUGUACAUUUAGAAUCAUUGUUACGUGAAGAAUCAAAACAUGUUCGUGUGAUUGGAAUUUGGGGUAUGGGUGGUAUAGGUAAAACAACCAUUGCAGAAGAAAUCUUUAACAGAACAAAUUUUGAAUAUGAAGGUUGUUGUUUUUUGGCAAAUGUAAGGGAAGAAAUAGAAAGACAUGGAAUAACUUCUGUGAAGACAAAACUUUUUGCUACACUCUUAACAAGUGAUGUGAAAAUUGACACGGCAAAUGCAUUGCCCACUUAUGUCGAGAGAAGGAUUGGUCGUAAGAAGGUUCUUAUUGUUCUUGAUGAUUUGAAUGAUUCAGAUCAACUAGAAAAAAUAAUUGGAAAUUAUGAUCAAUUUGGAUCAGGUAGUAGAAUCAUUGUAACAACUAGAGAUAAACAAGUGCUAAUUGCUAACAAUGUUGAUGAUGUAUAUGAGGUUAGGGUAUUGAGCAACAAUGAUGCACUUGAUCUUUUCAAAUUGAAAGCCUUUAACCAAAAUCAUCUUGGAGUGGAGUAUUAUGAACUAUCAAAGAGGGUGGUCAAUUAUGCCAAAGGCAUUCCUCUAGUUCUCAAAGUUUUGGGUCAUCUUCUUCGCGGAAAAGAUAAGGAAGUUUGGGAAAGUCAGCUAGACAAACUUAAAAGAAUUCCAAGUAAGAAAGUUCACAGUGUAAUGAGAUUGAGUUAUGAUGACUUAGAUCGCGAAGAGCAAAAGAUUCUUUUAGAUAUUGCAUGUUUCUUCAGUGUAGUCAAUUUGAAAGUGGACUUCAUAAAAAGUUUACUAAAAGAUUGUGAAAGUGAUAAUUCAGUGACUGCUGGGUUAGAAAGACUCAAAGACAAAGCUCUUAUAACUAUUUCUGAAGAUAGUGUGGUAUCUAUGCAUGAUAUUAUCCGAGAAAUGGCAUGGGAAAUUGUUCGCCAUGAAUCUAGUGAUGGCCUAGGAAAUCACAGUCGAUUGUGGGAUCCUAAUGAGAUUGGUGAUGUUUUAAAAAAUGACAAGGGCAGCGAGGUCAAUAGAAGCAUAACAACGCGAUUGUCAACAUUGAAGAACCUGAAUUUAAGACCUCAUGUUUUUGCUAAGAUGUGCAAACUCCUAUUUUUGGAUUUUCAUGAUGAAAAAUUUUUGGAUUUUCAUAGAACCGAUAAUGCACCCUCCAGGGAUCUUUUUCCACAAGGGCUUCAAUCUUUGCCAAAUCAACUAAGAUAUCUCCGUUGGAUAUGUUAUCCUUUGAAAUCCUUGCCUGAGCAAUUUUCUGCUGAGAAACUUGCUAUCUUAAACUUGUCACAUAGCCAUGUGGAAAAACUUUGGCAUGGAGUGAAAAAUCUGGUGAAUUUAAAAGAAGUUAAACUUCAUGGUUGUGAGUUCCUCCAAGAGCUUCCAGACUUUUCAAAAGCUAUAAAUCUAGAAUUACUGGAUAUCAGUGGUUGUUAUCAGCUGAGUAGCGUGCAUCCAUCUGUUUUGUCUCUGGACAAGCUUGAGAAAUUGAAAAUAUUCAACUGCACUUCCCUUACCAAACUUUCUGGUGACACUCAUUUAAGCUCCCUCAGUUGUCUCAGUCUUCGCUACUGCAAAAACCUGCAAGAAUUCUCAGUGACAUCAGAGAAUAUGAAUUUACUAGAUUUAUCAUGGACUCGCGUCAAUUCAUUGCCCUCGUCUUUUGGACGUCAAAGCAAGCUUGAAAUUCUUGUUAUAGAAGGCAGUGGCAUUAAGAGCUUGCCUUCAUCCAUUGAGAAUCUCACAAGACUGCACUAUCUUGAUGCACGUAGUUGUUUCAAGCUUCAAAUUCUGCCAGAGCUUCCACCAUCCCUUGAAACUAUAAAUGCUUGUAAUUGCAUAUCACUAAAGACUGUAUUGUUCCCUUCAACAUCUGCUAAACAGUUCAAGGAAAACAGGAAAAGUGUUCUGUUCUGCAAUUGCUUGAAAUUGGAUGAACAGUCUCUCACAGCAAUUGGGUUAAACGCGCAAAUCAACUUGAUGAAAUUUGCAUACCAACACUUCUCUGUCUUAGAUAAUGAUCACAUAAAAAAUUAUGGCUUUUACAAUCAUAGUUAUCAUUACUAUCAGGCUGUGUACAUGUAUCCAGGAAGCAGGAUUCCAGAGUGGUUGGUGUACAAGACAAUGGAGAAGGAUCAUGUAAUUGUUGAUCUUUCUUCUGCUUCACCUUCUCCACUGUUGGGCUUCAUUUUCUGCUUCAUCAUUGACGAGGACUUAGACAUAAAGGAUCAUACAUUGAAGCUUAACAUCAAUAUUAGUGAUGAGAAUGAAGGUAACAAGGGCAGUAUUGAAAUAUACACUUCUCUGCCAUUGAGGACGAUCACAUCGGAUCAUGUGUGUGCGUUGUAUGACCGAAGAUGUUCUUGCUACCUAAAUAGCAUAGCCAAAACUCUGUCCAAAUUCAAAAUCAAGGCCACAGCAUGGGCUACAAGCAGGGGUGCGAAAUAUGAUAGCACAUUUAAAGGUAUAGGCAGUUAUAAGGAAUCUAGAACUCCAAACUGGUUGGAAUUAAAAGGGUUUGGGGUCAGCCCAAUAACCACCUCAGCAUGUAACAACUUCAUUCAACAAAUGGAAUUGACUGAUUAAAUAUCUCAAUUUAUCUUAACAAAUGGAGUUGGGUUUUCCCUUCCAUCGUUCUAUGUAUUUCCUUUUGUGCUUAAAGAUGUAAAGAUUUCGAUUUGGAAAAAAAAUCUGUUCUUUCAUGUAACAAUAAUUGAGUUGGUAACAACAUUCAAAUUAUCAACAAAAGUUCAAAUAAUUUAUU
Messenger RNA from Abrus precatorius (Indian licorice), 4327 nucleotides. Its product is annotated as putative disease resistance protein At4g11170. Gene Ontology annotation, molecular function: ADP binding. Lineage: Eukaryota; Viridiplantae; Streptophyta; Magnoliopsida; Fabales; Fabaceae. The coding region runs from base 796 to 4149 and encodes 1117 amino acids. The transcript has 5 exons. The record is from RefSeq and is a predicted model, not a curated record. Gene Ontology annotation, biological process: signal transduction; defense response.